Molecule: messenger RNA, 1064 nt
Organism: Cajanus cajan (pigeon pea)
Lineage: Eukaryota; Viridiplantae; Streptophyta; Magnoliopsida; Fabales; Fabaceae
Product: CASP-like protein 1E2
Source: RefSeq, a predicted model, not a curated record
UUCCACACACACACACUAUUUAAGGACACAUUCCCUCAGUUCCUUUUGCAAGGUAACGCAGAGUUUUGUGUGGUCUUGGUUAUUAGAAUGGAGGGUGAGAGUAAGGGUAGUUUUGAUGUGAUGGAUCAAGGGAGUGAGAACAAAGGAAGAAAGUUAAUUGUGGGAACUUGUGAUUUGGUUUUAAGGCUUUUGGCAUUUGUCAUGACCCUAGUGGCUGCUAUAGUUAUAGGGGCAGAUAAACAAACUGCCAUUGUUUCAAUCAAGCUUCUGGAUUCCAUGCCACCUUUGGAUCUUCCUGUUACUGCUAAGUGGCAUUACUUGUCUGCCUUUCUCUAUUUUGUGGCGGCAAAUGCAAUUGCAUGUGCAUAUGCAACACUGUCUCUCCUACUUACUAUUGCAAAUAGGCGUAAAGGCAAAGGGAUGGAAGCAUUGAUCAGUGUGAUUGAUGCACUAAUGGUGGCUUUGCUCUUCUCUGGUAAUGGUGCUGCCAUUGCAAUUGGUCUUCUUGGCUUGCAAGGAAACUCACACGUGCAUUGGAACAAAGUGUGCAAUGUUUUUGGCAAAUUUUGUCACCAAGCAACUCUUUCUCUUUUCACGUCACUUCUUGGAUCAACAGCAUUCCUCUUGCUGCUUGUGGUUCCUCCUCUUUUGAGACUUAAGAGGGCUAACUAAGGUGCCUUGGAGUAUUAAAUCAAUAAAUUUAAUGUUUUACAACUUUAUUAUAUGUGUUAUUAUAUGUGAGGAUUAAUAUUAGUGUGGUCACACUCCAACUCCAUGUAGAUCAUUUCAUUGUAUUAUGUGUGAGAAACUUAUUUAGGAAGGUGUGAUGAGUUUGGAUUAUAGCAUAUGAAUGCAUUUUAGUCAUUAAUGUUUCACAUAAGUUUGUAAAAAAACAAAAAAAAACUGUUGAAUCAAAACUGUCCAAUAGCCUCCCUAACCACCAAAAGCAUCAUCUACUCCAAACAGCAAAAUCAUGAACUGCCAUGACAGAAACUACAAAUGAAGCUUGUUACCAAAUCAAAUUGUGAAAAUGUUUCCGUGUUGCAGCAGGCCUUUUCCAAGGU